Molecule: messenger RNA, 2172 nt
Organism: Fusarium falciforme
Lineage: Eukaryota; Fungi; Ascomycota; Sordariomycetes; Hypocreales; Nectriaceae
Exons: 4
Coding region: 1-2172 (723 amino acids)
Source: RefSeq, a predicted model, not a curated record
AUGACUGGCCAGUCACCCCGGUCACGAUCCCUAAUCGAGCGUAUCAACAUAGAGACAGAGAAGUGUUUGACAGUCCUUAACAAACUACCACGACCGGCCCAAAGAAACGCACGCGCAUUGCAAACCGUUGAGGCCAAACUCGCCGCGGCAGACACAGAAGAAGAAUGCCAAGCUUUCCGAGCGGAGAGGAGGCGACUCAUCCGUGAGAGAGAGUCAGGUCUGGAAGAAGCGACAAGGGACUGGCGCGACGAAACCAAUGAUGUCGUGGAGGACCUGGUCACUACCUUACUCAAACCCAUUCUGCGGGAAAUCGAGUAUCAUGUCGCUAAGAGUAGCCGUGAUACUACUCAAUGCGACACCCCCAGAGGGGUUGAUCAAGUUGCAAGCUCACGUUCACCGACAAUGCCAGCGACACCGGUGUCUCAAACCAACAAAGCACAAGGCCCAUCCAUCCCCUCCAGCAACCUUGCUGUUGAUAAGCCAUCCAACAAGAGAAAGGCGAGUCCCAGUCGCCCACCCUCUCCGAAAAGACAACGAGGCGGACGAGAGAAGAAUACAAUAACAUUUGCCGAAGUCUUCCGUAACGGUAAUGCACCCGUCAAACGCAUCAUCGUACAGUAUCCUCCAGAUUACGGCCAGUGGUACAUCAUACGAUGCCGGAGACACAAUAUUAACUUCAAGGAGAAUCCUCUCAAAGCAGCAUCACGCCACAUCUGCCAGAGUAAGCAUCCCAAUAUGCCACGGAACUAUGUAUCAGUCAUCAAGAUUAUGGGAUAUCGGGUCGUAGAUUGCGAUGAGGACCUCGCCGAACAGAACAAUGCUGUCGCCAGAGAGGCAUUUGGAAUUCGCAGCCAACCUCGUUCUGCGGAUAGUAUUGAGGUGGGGUAUGAUACUAUCGCCCCCGUGCCCGAGAGACCAUUGCGCGAUGAUGAUGGCGACUAUGAAGAAGAAGGUAGUGGUGAAUUUACACCUCAGACUAGCAGCUCAACUCGACGCCGGAGCAUCAUGGCAAUCACUGAUCCGACAGCCGGGGAAGUCUAUCAAGUCUACUGGAGAAUGCUGAAAAAAUGGACCGCGGCAAUCGUCCUCCCACUUGAGAACCUCGAAAGACUUGGCGUUGAAGACUCGAUCGAAAGCCUAGGGCUGCUCAAGAGCCUCCCUUCAUGUUAUUCCUACGACUCCUUGACCAAGACGUUCCAGUGGAGCAAAGGGUACGAAGCCAGCGGUAAAAAUGUGUCUAAGCGAGAGUUUCCCGUCAUGUUCUUCAAUGGCUCACCAUUUCCUGACGGAAGUGAGGUUGCUUGGGUUCCAGCCAAGGAUUUGAACCCUCCCGAGAUAUGCGCGCUGGAGCCUCACAUUCAGAGGCAGGUUCUGGACUUUUUGGAGGCUAAAGAGGCCAGGAAAGAGGGAGUUUUCGAAGACGAGCCAGAAGAAAGAGAUGUCGAAGAGGAGUCGGAAGAGGAAAGCGUUGAAGGGAGGCCAGAAAGAACAAAUCCUGGGGAAGACACAAAUCCUUGCCAAACAAUCCAGCAAAACGGGUCCAUUCAGCCGUCGGCUCAGUCUGUGCACAUGGAAGAGGAGGCAGCAGAAACCUCACAGCCUGUCCAAAACGUGGAAUCCGGAGUUACCUCACCCAUAAUCAUUGACCUGACUGGGGAAGACUCAGAGGAGGGCGAAGAAUCUGUCCCGGAUAAGGAUACCCCAUCGGGUCAUGAGCGGCCAGCGGAUUCUGCUAUUGACGAAGCUAUUACGGACGAGGAACCAAUAGCUUCGGAAGGCCACUCUCAAGCGGAGCCUGAAGAUAGGGAUCCUUCCAUGGACACAGCGCCCAGCACCGACAGCACAAUUACGGAUCCACCAACACCUGUGGUGGCUCAGUCGCCAGUUGCUGAUCAGGAAAGCAUCCUUGGCCUUCAGCCGACACCUUCAAUGACCCCGGAGGCGACUUUGGUUGCGCAGCUCGCAUGCAGAAUGGUAGACCAGGACAAGAACAUCGAGCCUCAAGUUACGCCUAGACUGGCAGAUGCAGAGCAGGCCUUGCAACACUCUCGCUCAGAGGGACCUCGGGGAACCACUCAAAUCACGCAGAGAUCACCUAUUAUCCACGGGGAUCAAAGUCCACCUCAUCCCUCGGCCACAGACCGUGGAUCCAAGUCCAGGGCGGUUGCCUGA